AGAAAUUCAUCCCUACUUUUAUAAAUUAAAUAUAUGUUAAAUUAAAAUUCUCAUCUCUCCUCAUCUUUUGAAUCAAAUGCAUAUCUAAUUAAAAAACUUUCAAACUUUUCUUUCUCUUCUUUUUUCCAUAAUUAAAAUCCUUCAUUACUCCCACUUUCUUUGAACCAAAGGGAUAGGAUACGUAUAAUCAUGAGGGAGCAAGCUUGCUAUGCUAAUCAUAAAAAAAAAUGUUUUCAUUUAAUAAUUAAAGAGUAAAAGGCAAUCAAUGGCUUUUUUCACGAAUCACUUUUUCUUUUAAAUUUUGUUUUAGUGUAUUCUUUAUGUUCUUCAACUCUAUAUAUAAACACAUGCUAUACUUUCUUCUUGCCGGUGAAUAUUCCGGUCAGUAGACAGAAUAACCUCACCGGGAAAUGGACGAGUCAUGGAGAACACCAAUGGGAUUAACGUCUGCACUUCCUCGCCGGCGAUCAAUGGAACACCGAUCAUCUUCACGAACACGGUCCAUCUUCACCAACACCGCCGUCUCCGAAACCGAAACCUUGGACGCCGACGACUUCGCCGACGUUUUUGGAGGUCCACCUAGAAGCCUUCUCACGCACAAGUUCUCCAGGUCCGGUUCUUUCUACGAGGAAAUUUUCAAGCAGCCAGUGUUCAUGCCGCCGGCACCGGCCAAGGAUGGCCGGAGCUUGCCGGUGUUUAGGAUCCCAGCGCAAGAUGACGCGUUUUAUGGAGAUAUUUUUGGGUCUGACGAUGACCGAAGAUCAAGAGAACGGUCAGGGUCACAGUCCAAUGCAAAAUCAAAGUCUAAUUCUUCGUCCGCGCUUAGUUCUGAGGAGCUGAGUCCUCUCCGGCUGGAGAUUAGUGAUGACGUGGCACUGUCAACCUUUGCUUCAAAGCUCAGGCCAAUCAAAGUCCCAUAUAAAUGGAACUCAUCCACUAUGACACAUGAGGAACAGCCAAUUAAACAAAAGAGGCCAUUUUUUCCAUGUAAUAGUCAAUCAUUUGACUUCCAAUGUCAGGAUAAUGGGUGCUCAAGAAGAGUCACAUCCCCGGAAACAAUUAGUGCUGAAUCCAAUUCAUAUCAAAGCAUCAAACUAUCCACAUAUGAUUGGGAACUCAGUCCCCCAUUUUCCGCUGUCUCUGGAGUUUGUCAAGAACCGGAGUCAAAAUAUUCAGUUUAUGACCACGUGCUUCCGGAACUAGUUAUUGAUCAUGAUGACGAGGAGGAGGAGGAUGAAGUUAUGAGCUCCUAUGUUAUAGAGAUUAACUCUAGUUUUAGAGAGGAAAAUUGUGGAACUGAAGCCAUUGAUGAUGCGAUUGCAUGGGCGAAAGAGAAGUUUCAUUCGCAAACUAAUGAAGAAUCAGCUCUGAGAGACGAUGGCAAUGAGAAAAAUACUGGAAUGGAAGGAAGGCCUUGUGCAGGUGAAUACCACGAUGGAAUUGUAAUGGCCGAGUCUCCAGAGAAGGAAAAGACAGAAACAGAGAAGUUAGACAGAGAUAUAAGAUUAUGGUCAUCUGACAAGGAAACCGACAUCAGGGAACUGCUUUCAACACUACAUCAUAUUCUGUGGCCUGAGAGUGGCUGGUCUCCUGCUACAUAUAUGAGCCUAAUAGAAAGCUCACAAGUGAAGAAAGCCUAUCAGAAAGCAAGAUUAUGCCUCCACCCCGACAAACUUCAGCAAAGAGGAGCGACUCUCUUACAAAAGUACAUAGCAGAGAAGGCUUUCUCCAUUCUUCAGGAUGCAUGGACAGCAUUUAUUUCUGAAGAAUUUUCCUUCUAAACAGAAAAUCACUCUUAAAGCCGGAUAAUCCAGUUUUGGUUUAAAGCUUGGGAUGAGACCUAACCCCAGGCAUUCAGAAUAAUGGAAGUCUUGGUUUCCAUGCAGCAAAUAUAUUAGUUAUCAAAACAGCAAUUCCUUUUGUACAAAUAGUUGUAUGAUGCAGCAGCUUCUACUGUUCUUUUUUCCUUCUGUUUGUCUCAUAAGUUGUUAACGCCUUUGUAAGUAUUGUAUUUUAAGUAUUCAAGAGAUCAGUUUUUCUCCUAUUUAAUUGAACCCUACUAUUUCAUUUUGAUGUCAUCCAA
Messenger RNA from Lathyrus oleraceus (garden pea), 2083 nucleotides. RefSeq lists its product as uncharacterized. The record is from RefSeq and is a predicted model, not a curated record. The transcript has 6 exons. Gene Ontology annotation, biological process: clathrin-dependent endocytosis; clathrin coat disassembly. Gene Ontology annotation, molecular function: clathrin binding. Bases 411 to 1781 code for a protein of 456 amino acids. Lineage: Eukaryota; Viridiplantae; Streptophyta; Magnoliopsida; Fabales; Fabaceae. Gene Ontology annotation, cellular component: cytoplasm; vesicle; intracellular membrane-bounded organelle.